UUAUCAAAUUAUCCACAACUUCUUUGUUAGUGUCAUACCCUCAUGAUGAAGAACAUGUCAUAGAUAUGGAUGGAAUAGUGAUAGAUACCAACACUACAGUCAUCAAUAAUUGUUAAGAGCAAAACUGGACUUUGCUUCUUCCUCACAAGUCCUUUUGUUCAAACUGAUUUUGGCAAGUCCUUUUUAGUCUUUUUUUUCUUAUAAAUAAGUCUCAUUGAUUUUUUAACUAUUGUUAUUACUGAAAAUGGUGAGAGCAGAGUUGAUCUUUAUCCCAGCUCCUGGAAUUGGUCAUCUGGUAUCUGCAGUGGAGGUUGCAAAGCUCCUGGUUCGUCGCGAUGAGCGUAUCUCCAUCAGCAUCCUGUUGUUAAAAUUGCCUUUUCAUGCAGGGGUUGCUGCUUUUACUGAGAACCUUAAGAAGGAUGCUCCAGACUGUAUAGACUUUGUAGACAUCCCUGCAGUAGAUGAGUCCAUUAUGACAGACCUCAUGUCUCUGCCACAUAACUCUUUCCUUGAGUCCUUCGUCUCGAGCCAGCGGGCUCAGGUGACAGAUGUGGUUGCAACAAUUUUGAAAAGAUCAGAGGCUACUAAGCUAGGUGGAUUUGUGCUUGACAUGUUCUGCACUCCUAUGAUAGAAGCGGCUAAUGAGUUUAAUGUGCCAGCCUAUGUGUUUUUCACUUCUGGUGCUUCUUUUCUUGGAUUCAUUUUUUAUGCUCAAUUUCUCAAAGAUAGCAAAGGCCAGGACAUUUCUGAGUUCAAGGACUCUGGCGUGGAGCUCUCUGUACCGGCUUUCUCAAUUCCAGUUCCCGAUAAGGUUUUUCCUUCGGUGAUGCUAAGCGAGGGGGGAUCUUCCAGAAUGAGUAUUGUAGCGAGAAGACUACGUGAGGUGAAAGCUAUUUUAAUCAAUUCUGUAUUAGAACUGGAAACUCAUGCUUUUAAGUCCCUUGCAGAUGAUGAGGACAUCCCGCUUAUCUACCCUGUUGGGCCUAUAAUAAAUCUUGAAAGAGGUGAGCCAACACCGCGGAACAGAGAAUCUGAUGAGGCUAUUAUGAGCUGGUUGGACAGCCAACCAUGUUCAUCUGUGGUAUUUUUGUGCUUUGGGAGUAUGGGAAGUUUUUCUGAAGACCAAGUAAUGGAGAUUGCAUGUGCUUUGGAGCUCAGUGGUAAGCGUUUCUUGUGGUCUCUACGAUGCCCAUUGAAAGAUAAUAAAAAGAUGGAACUGCCAAAAGAUUAUGAGGAUUAUGUUGAGGUGUUGCCAGAAGGAUUCCUGGAGCGGACAUCAGGAAUAGGGAAAGUUAUUGGAUGGGCGCCACAGGUGAAAAUCCUUUCUCAUCCAGCAGUUGGAGGAUUUGUGUCGCAUUGUGGGUGGAACUCUACGCUGGAGAGUUUAUGGUGUGGUGUGCCAAUAGCUGCGUGGCCAGUCUAUUCUGAACAGCAAACUAAUGCAUUUCAGCUAGUAAAAGAGUUGGGACUGGCAAUAGAAAUUAAGUUGGAUUAUCAUAAAGACAUUGUAACAAAUGAAGCAUCGGUACUAGUGACAGCAGAAGAAAUAGAAAGGGGUAUAAGAUGUCUAAUGGAGGAAGAAGGUGAAGUGAGAAAGAAGGUGAAAAUGAUGAAAGCCAUAUGCAGAAAAGCCACUGCAGAAGGAGGCUCGUCGUACAAUUCACUUGGACACUUCAUCGAGGAUGUCCUAGAUAAUAUCAAGCAAGGGGAAUGAUCAGAACCUGUUAGGCUGAACCCUGCAUGUAAAGUGAAAAUGAAACUAUGGUUUUAUGUAAUACAAAGCAAUCUGUGUUAAUCUGGUUCUUUUUUAUUUAGAAUUUUACAGGAGGUGAAAGAAAUGCAAAUCAAGAAAACUUUGUGCUUGUAAUAUAUUUUACAAUAACAAAUUUGGAGGCUCUUCUUAA
This is a messenger RNA of Daucus carota subsp. sativus, 1904 nucleotides long. RefSeq names its product anthocyanidin 3-O-glucosyltransferase 2. The transcript has a single exon. Bases 245 to 1714 code for a protein of 489 amino acids. Lineage: Eukaryota; Viridiplantae; Streptophyta; Magnoliopsida; Apiales; Apiaceae. Gene Ontology annotation, molecular function: UDP-glycosyltransferase activity. The record is from RefSeq and is a predicted model, not a curated record.